Molecule: messenger RNA, 6611 nt
Organism: Aspergillus sclerotioniger CBS 115572
Lineage: Eukaryota; Fungi; Ascomycota; Eurotiomycetes; Eurotiales; Aspergillaceae
Product: putative tRNA-splicing endonuclease
Exons: 4
Coding region: 114-6467 (2117 amino acids)
Biological process (GO): termination of RNA polymerase II transcription
Cellular component (GO): nuclear body
Molecular function (GO): zinc ion binding; helicase activity; transcription termination site sequence-specific DNA binding
Source: RefSeq, a predicted model, not a curated record
AGGGAUAUUACUAUAUUGGUCACGUUCUUGUUGCACUCGUACCGGUUACCUGAUUAGAGGAAUGCGCUGUAGCCUCCCGGACACGGAUCACUUCAACCAGUUGAGACACAGCCAUGGAGUUCAUGGAUAUUGUCGGAGAGCUACAAUCGCUCCCCGACCGCGUCCAUAUCCUAUGUCCCCGACAACACGAUGACGAUCACGCGCGAUAUGAUGAUGUUAGCCAGGUAGAUGAAUCAGGGAGGUCUGUUGCGGAGUUGGUGUCGGAGGCCAAUAAUCGCAAGGAGAAGUUUCUAUCAUGUAUGCGGAUAUUGGCGUACAAUCAAGAGGGGGUCGAGGAGUUGCAGAACUGGAUCUGGAGGAAGUUAGACGACUCGCUUGAAAAGUGCGACCUCUGCAUCAAGCAAUACUACACAGGGAAGAUAUGGCUCAUGGAACAGCUCAAAGAAAACUAUGAUGAUGAGGAUAUUGAGAAAUUCUCUCGAAUGCUUGACGAAUGGGAUAUCAAACGGAUUACAAAGAAUCUAACAUCUGCAACAGCCAAGUUAAAAGAAGUCCCGUCUCAGGAAAUUGGGCUUCAUGUGCUGGAUCGUGCGUCUUUACUAUCAAUAUUUGAAAGUCUGAGCUGUGACGCUAUGCUCCGUAAUGGCAGCCUUCUGCAGGAGUAUUUUGAUGAACCUUUCAGAUUAAUCCAGACAAAGCGCAGUCUAAAGGUGUCCGACUACAUUCCCGCCGUCACCCGUUUUCUGUUCGACCCAAACCAGAAUCGCAGCUUUUGGGCUAUCCACUCUUGGAUGCGUUAUUCCCGACCUCCAACUACCAUGGAGUUUGACUGGGCAGUCAAAGAAGGACUUCUUGAUGCACUGAGAACAGCAUCCCAGCAGCCAACGCAGGUAGCCGUCAUCCAGCGGCUGUGGCGUGGCAUGCAGCUCGUAGUAAGAAGGCUGGACAAGGACCAGAUUACCCAUCAUUUACGAGCUCUUGAGAUCGACCCCUGCCGUCUCUCCGUGGACCACCUCGGUAUACAAUCUCCCGGGCUGCGCUUCCUCCUGAACACCAUCCAGAUUUUUCUGGAAAAGGCUCCAGGCGAUUUUUGGGAUGCGAUGCAGACGAUAUCUCCUCAAGCUUUAAUCGAACUUGUGUUCUAUAACCCUCAGUUGGAUGCCUUUUUGAUGCAAGCUACUGAGGGUGAGCCAUUCGAGAAAUCCGCUAUGAAGGAUAUGCUGUCGUGGAUUAGUCCGUUUAUGUCGUCACUCAAAGGUGCCCACCAACCCUCAGCUUGCAGAUCCCUUGUUCAACAGCUUCUUGUCCGAUUGCAAGAUGUGCGGUUUCCGAAUCUCGCCCGUUAUCAUUGCUUCAAUACUGGGCUGGCAAUAUUACUUCAUACUCUUCGCAGCUUUACUGACCACGAGUCAUCAAGAGGCUCUGUGGAGCGUGUCGUUCUGUCAGAAACUCUGGGUGUCGUAAGUGCGAAUAUUGAAACAAUCCUCAAACCUCCCCAGUUUGCAGUGGAGCAGGGUCGUCAGCGCGAGAUAGCUUCUCUGUGUAUGGAUGUCAUUCGCAACACGCUUGCACUUGAAUGUCAGUCUCUCAAAAGUGAUUAUGAAGUCAUACUCCGACACAACACACUUCAACAUGGCGUGAGUACCUACUCCGCUACGAUCUGGGAUGCAGUCGUCAAACAUCUGCAUGAAGAUAACUUGGCCCUUUCAACGUCAGCCCUGCUCGGAAUUUUACCGCUAGUCGGCCUGGAGAAGUUCCCUACAAAGGGAGAGUCUAGUCCAGAAAAGACACACUUCAAUGUUAUCUAUGGACACCUGACUCACCUUUCCUGCCAAAUCAUCGAACGCCUUGCGGAUUUCAGACCCGAGCACCUUGACGAGCUUUUCAAGAGUCAAGAUACUAGUAGUGCUCUGAUUUCGGCUCUUUUUGCAGCCGACCUGAAUACCUAUCAAUCUGCCGUUGAUCUAAUCAAGAAUGUUAGCGGCCAGUCCGCUCGAAGGGAUGCGAUUUCACAUCUGCUGCAGUCAUUCUUCAUUACAACCAUGUAUGGGCUAAGCUGGUCUUUCCGAAGAAUCUCGAACAUGAAGACUUUUGCUUCUGCCCCGAGGAUGAUACACACAGGAACAGAUAUUGUGGAUAUCCUUUGUGACAGCCAAACUGGCAUGCUGAGAACGCGAAAGCUCGCUGACCGCAGGGAAGUCCUUUCACUCCAGAAACUUUGGGAGUAUCUGUGGCAAGCCUUGACUACAAUAUUCGAUGAAACGGAAUCGUGGCAUUUAAGAGGAAAUGACAAGGCCGUCAUGUUAGAAUUUUGCCGAGAUACCAUCCAGUUCGCCGAUCUUCUUUUCAGUCAGUAUGGGGUCUUUUUGAGCGCUGUCGUUGAUGCAGACCCCAACCAAGAGGGCUCUGCCCGUGAGAAUUUCCUCAAAUCUGCAACUACAACAAUGAGUGCGAUGGUGAAAUGGCUGCGGUUGAAAGAUGAAUACCUAGCAACAACCUUGGUCGGACUUGUGUCUAAGAUUCUACGGCGUUUAGGGGAACUAAGUGUAACAACUGUAAAGCAGGAUGCUUUAAGUUUCAUUGAGGGCGUGGCAGUUAAUUCUUCCAUCAAAACUAUAUUGACCCUUCGGGAAAAGGCAGAGCUUGUGCGGGCUCUGGAAGCCUACUAUAAGAAGCCUGUCGUUACCGCUUCGACCGCCAGCCUCAAAAAGCAAAGUAUGAUCACAGCUUUCACUAAACCAGCCGACCUCUCAGCCACUCCCAGUCCGCCCAAGCCUACCGACGAGUUUGAUGAUAGCGUCCCAGAUGAUGUCUUAUUACAGCUGUCUCGAUCAGUUGAGCUCAACAAAGAGAGGGUUGCAUCUGAGGCCAAGAAAAAAGCAGAUAAAGCAGCCAAGGCUCUUCCAGCGAUUCCCAGACCGUCUCCAGCUCCAUUAAGGCCAAAUGUCACCAUUCAAGCCUUCCGUGAAAAGCGUGAGAAGGAGAGGGAAGCCAAGAAAAAGCGUGAUAUGGCUGAGUUAGCACGACUGAAAAAGAGUCUUCCAGCGCUGGGUGUUGCUGAGCAAACAGCCGAACAGGGCUCUGGGCUUAGUGGAAUUGGAAUUAAAGGAAAAGACCAUACUCCUGCUGAGAGCAUGAUGGUUUCGUCCGGGUCAGAGUCUGAAUCAGAAAGCGAAGAUGAGCUCGACAAAGAACUCUUUGGCCCUAAAUCAAGGAAGCCCGAUGCUGUCAAGGCCUAUGAAGAAAGCAAGCGGAUGUCAUUGAAACAACAAGGUCCAGUCAAGAAAAUCAAGCAGCUGCGCUCUGCAAAAGAUAUGCGAGCACGCCUUGCGCCCGACCUUUCCUCUCUGCACCGUACAAUCCUUGCCUGGGACUUCUUUGCGAACGGUGAUCUUCCACCCAACUCUGGACGUACUGAUUAUACUCUCGUCUCAAACGCGUUCCGAGAGCCUACUGAGUAUCAAAGAACCUUUGAGCCGCUGCUGAUACUCGAGGCAUGGCAAGGGUUUCAAUCUUCAAAGGAGGAGGGUACAUUCAAGCCGUUUGAGGUCAAAGUUGCCACACGGCUGUCUGUAGAUUCAUUUGUCGAAGUCAGCACGGCUAUACCAGCUAUGGAGGCCAAGGAGUUUGGGCUGGGUGAAGCUGACAUUGUUCUGCUCUCCAAAGCAAGCUCACCGACCAUUGAUUCAUCCGCACCUCAUUGUUUGGCUAGAGUCUCUGGUAUCAAAAGGAAGAAGGGAACCGUCGAAAUUUCUUAUAGAGUCAACCCUGGAAAUCCGUUCAUCAAUUCUCUUGGACCUGGGGCCACAAUCUGGGGAGCAAGAAUCACAUCUUUAACACCGCUUGAGCGUGAAUACGGUGCUUUGAUGGCUUUGCAGUAUUAUGAUCUCUGUGAAGAGAUUGUCAAGGCGAAGCCAUCGCCGAUUCUAAGUUAUUCGGACGCCAGUCUCAAGUCCAUUGCAGACAAUUAUAACGUCAAUUCUGCCCAGGCAAAAGCAAUCAAAUCCGCACUGGAUAAUGAUGCUUUUACUUUGAUACAAGGACCACCCGGAUCGGGAAAGACAAAGACCAUUGUGGCGCUCGUGGGCGCCUUGUUAAGUAGCGUGCUCGGCAAUUCAGGCGUUGCCAUUGCACGGCCAGGGGGGAUGAACAACACCAACCCUAUUGGUGGGAGAACCACCACAUCUAAGAAACUACUUGUGUGUGCUCCCAGUAACGCUGCCGUUGAUGAGUUAGUCAUGAGAUUCAAGGAAGGUGUCAAGACGAUACAUGGUCGCCAGGAGAAGCUCUCUGUUAUUCGUUUGGGAAGAAGCGAUGCCAUCAACAGCAAUGUACUUGAUGUCACCUUGGAUGAGCUGGUCAACCAAAGAUUGAAUCAGUCUGCACGCAAGGAUCAUGGGGAGCGGGAUCUGCAGAAAAUUUACAUGGAGCACAAAGCUGCUGACACCGCUUUCAAAGAGACCCGUGCCAGGAUGGACCAGUGCAGGGCACAAGGGUUGCCUGUACCGGCAGAGUUGGAACGUGAAUUCGAUCUGUUGAAGAAGAAAAAGACGCAACUGAGCCAGGAGAUUGAUAGCGCCAGAGAUAAAAACCACUCAGCAGCCCGGGAUGCUGAACUGACCAGACGCCGCAUCCAGCAGGAGAUUAUCGAUGGUGCACAUGUUAUUUGUGCAACCCUUAGUGGAAGUGGUCACGAAAUGUUCCAGAACUUGAGCAUCGAGUUUGAAACAGUUGUGAUCGAUGAAGCAGCGCAAUCUAUCGAACUCAGCGCCCUGAUUCCAUUGAAAUACGGGUGCUCUAAAUGCAUCCUUGUCGGUGAUCCAAAACAAUUACCACCGACUGUUCUGUCAAAAGUUGCUUCGAAGUUUCAAUACGAGCAAAGUCUUUUCGUCAGAAUGCAAUCCAACCACCCUAGGGAUGUGCACUUGCUGGAUAUUCAAUACCGUAUGCAUCCUGAAAUCAGUGCAUUCCCGAGUGCUGCAUUUUACGAUGGCAAGCUACAGGAUGGCCCUAACAUGGCUCGACUUCGCACACGCCCCUGGCAUCAAAGUGAACUACUCAGCCCAUACCGCUUCUUCGACGUGCAAGGGCUUCACCAAAGUGCUGCGAAGGGCCACUCCUUGAUCAAUAUAGCAGAGCUUAGGGUGGCCAUGCAGCUGUACGAACGUCUGAUGACAGAUUUCCGCGCUUUUGAUUUCAACAGAAAGAUUGGUAUCAUUACGCCGUACAAGGGUCAAUUGAGAGAGCUGAAGACACAGUUUGCUGCCAAGUAUGGCAACGAAAUCUUCAACAAGAUCGAUUUCAACACUACAGAUGCUUUCCAGGGAAGAGAAAGCGAAGUGAUUAUUUUCUCUUGUGUUCGAGCUUCCAAUAAGGGCAUAGGUUUCCUGGCUGAUAUUCGCCGUAUGAACGUCGGUCUUACACGUGCCAAAUCAUCCCUUUGGGUUCUUGGAAAUUCGCAAUCUCUGGUCCAAGGCGAGUUUUGGGGUGGUUUAAUCAAAGACGCUCGCCGAAGGAAUGUAUAUACGGAUGGCGAUGUGCUCAAGAUCCUUCAGCGGCCACAGUUCACCGGGUAUCAGAACAUUGAAAUGCUGGAUGCAGACGCACAAGAGUCGGCUGUGCCAUCCAGGGCUACAUCGUCGGCACCUAUCUCCCGACAUUCAUCGGCAUCUGCGGACAAUUCUUCGUCCGUGUCAGUCUCCAGGAAAGACACUCCCCCAAUUCCUCCAGACGGCCCAUCGGGCGGUGCCAAUGGCCUGGAUGAAACCCGCACGUGCGGAUAUUGUGGAAGUUUUGCUCACAUGACGCACCACUGUGACAACAUUGAUGCAAAAGAGGCAACUAGAGGCACCUGCUACAGAUGUGGGGAGUCUGGGCAUACGCAGUUCUAUUGUUCGGUUCAACGAUGUGUGGAUUGCGGACAGAUCGGACAUGUCUCACGCGAAUGCCGAUCCACUAAGACACUGCCAAAACAUGAGAGGUCCAAAAUUGCGCGGGAAGAACACAAUCGUACACAAAAUCAAAAGCAAAGAACAGAACGUCAGCGACUCAGGCAGCUUGGAGGACACGACCCAAAGGUACCUAUCGUUCAGGCUACGCCAAGCGAUGAUAGCAAUGGCCCGGGAAAGCGGAAACGCAAAGAUUCGCCGCCAACAGAUGGUUCGAAGGCCUCGCGGCCGCGGAAUCAUAACCCAAACGCUCCACCAGCCGGAGCUCCCAAGGGUCCGCGGCGUAGAAUCGAUGCUAACAUUCCUUCAAAUACAGAGGGACUGGUAAGACCCUCACGGGACGGCCCAGCAUAUGCCCCUCUGGACAAGGACAAACCCUUCAACGACCCUCGACCAGGGCGUGGACCUGAGAGCCCGCACCCACGUUCUGGACCACCAAGACCCGGGAAUGGCGCUCGACCUCCCCCGAUGCGAAAGAAAAAAGAAGCCGAUCCAUUCAUUAGGCCAAAGCGGAGAUAGAUAGUGCGAUGCCUCAUGGCCGUUGGGCACAUCUUGCGACUUCGCUGUUUUCUGGGAGACUUAUCAUACACUGCAUGGGUCCAAUGACCCACAGCAUGACAUGUUGAUCCUUCACUUGCAUGCAUAUGAGCGAGCAUAGAAGGA